Macadamia integrifolia is the source of this 2997-nucleotide messenger RNA. RefSeq lists its product as uncharacterized. The record is from RefSeq and is a predicted model, not a curated record. The transcript is spliced from 2 exons. Bases 435 to 2453 code for a protein of 672 amino acids. Lineage: Eukaryota; Viridiplantae; Streptophyta; Magnoliopsida; Proteales; Proteaceae.
GAAGAUAUGGGGAUACGCUUUUGGAUGCGGGAAACGGCUCCGCUCUUUUGGCCUCUCUCUGUUUUUCUUCGUUGCUUUUCCACCUCUGGGGCCUUCGUAUCGCUAUCUUCUUUCUCUUUCAAGCAAAAGUUAAGGUUUCAGACCACUGUACACCUUCCACUGUGAGAAAUUUUCCGGAGGAAACGCCAGAAAAAUUUCGAUUUUCUGUCGAAAUCCGAGCUGCUAGGAGCUGAGGUUCCAAAUGCUGAAUCUGAGAAAGUCAUUUCUCCUUCUCUAGCUUCUCUGGUUUUCAGGAUUAAGGAAUGAAGAACACAACACGUCUUCUUCAUAUCCGACUCCAAAAGCUCUUUCCACGGAAAAAAAGAAAGCAAGGGAGUCGAAACUCGAAAGGAGGAUACAUACUUCCUCUUCUCCGCUUUUGAUCAAACAAACUAAUGCCGGGAAAGGGUACAACUUCGGUCUCGAGCUUGGUUUUCCGGCCAAUCUCUUGGUUUCCGAUGCGUUUCCCGCUACUAACAGCUACUGUUUUUAUGGGAAUGCUGUUCUUUUGGAGCAUCGAUGGACCAGCUAUCAGAAACAGCAUCAGGGCGUGGCGUAACCGGCGAGAGUAUUCGGCCCUCAAGCUUCAAAGCCUAGAUAAUCUGCCUCAAUACGCCCUUUACAGCCCUGUCAAUGUGAUAGAGAACCAUCAGAAUCUUACUCAGAGGAGCUUCCAUGGCGAUGUUAAUCCGACCCACCUUAAUAGCAGCUUCCAUGGCGAUGUUAAUCCGACCCACCUUAAUAGCUCCCAUGGCGAUGUUAAUCUGAGCCACCUUAAUAGCUCCCAUGGCGAUGUUAAUCUGAGCCACCUUAAUAGCUCCCAUGGCGAUGUUAAUCUGAGCCACCAUAAUAGCUCCCAGUUGAGCCCUCUCUCGUCAGAAAACGUUCUCCGAUCAGACCCUGAUUCCUCUCGGAAUGCCACUCUGUCCGCCCGUAAGGAUAACGGGAAUAAGAAACGAGCUCCGAGAAUGGUUCAUCAUGAUUGGAUUUCUGCGACAUUGGAGCCAGACUUCACAUCGAAUCUCCUAUCUAGAUGGUUAGCUCCGGGUGGUGAAGAUUGUCGAUAUUCGGUGACUGAGGAGAUUAGAAUCCCAGGUCUAGAUGAGAGGAACCCAGUUGAAUUGUCUGCCGGAGAAAUUUACAGGUUCGUUAUCCACGCCGUGGAUGGGAAAGGGAAUCCACGCUGCUUGGGCGGAGACUAUUUUGAAACCGACCUUUCCGGUGAGCUAUGGAAGUCUCGACCGCCAAUAGGAGACCUCGGCAACGGCUCUUAUUCCUUCUCAUUUCAAGUUCAUCCCGACUUCUCCGGCGAAUACAACCUAACCAUUAUCCUCCUUUUCCGUCACUUCGAGGGCCUUAGGUUCUCGCCGGAGCGGUUCGUCUACCAGAGGGAGCUGCGUCGAUUCCCAAUCAGGUUCUUGAAGAGCAAUGCUCAACUGCCAUCGUUACGAAUCUGUGAGAAACCUGACUUCACCAAGGACGUCUGGUCCGGGCGGUGGACUAGAUUGGCCAAAAAGGACGAUUGCAAUAUUAGCAAUGAUGGUCGGUAUCGGUGCCUGGAACCUGAGUUCUCCUGCCAGAAGCCAUGGUGCGAGGGCUCGUUGGGUUCGCUGGAGAGCAACGGUUGGGUUUAUUCGAGCCACUGCGCGUUUCGGAUAUUCUCCACAGAGCUAGCUUGGGAAUGCUUGCAGAACCGAUGGAUUUUCUUCUGGGGCGAUUCGAACCAUGUGGACACGAUACGGAACCUGCUAAAUUUCGUUCUGGAUUUGCCCGAAAUCAAGUCGGUGCCGAGACGAUUUGAUACGAACUUCAGUAAUCCAAGGAACAAUACCCAGACGAUUCGAAUCACGAGCAUCUUCAACGGGCACUGGAUUGAGACAAAGAAUUACCAGGGACUGGAUUCCCUACAGAACGAAGGGUUCCGAGAUGUACUGAAGAACUUCUUCUCCUCCGAAGAAACCGUGCCGGACACAGUGAUUUUGAACUCGGGACUACACGACGGCGUCCACUUCAAGAACAUAAGGCAGUUCGCAGAGGCGGCGGAGCGUGCGGCUACGUUCUGGAAAGGAGUGUUGGAAUUGGUUAGUAAGAGGGGGAAGCGAGUGCCGGAGUUGCUUUUCCGGUCAACCAUCGCCACCGGUGGGUACGCGAGGAGGUUGAUGUUCAAUCCCAAUAAGAUGGAUGCCUUCAAUGGAGUGUUGUUGGAUAACCUGCGGCGCGUGGGGAUCGUGUCCGGAGUGAUUGACGAUUUCGAUAUGACGUACCCGUGGCACUACGACAACCGUUGUAAUGAUGGGGUCCACUACGGUAGGUCCCCCGCGAAGGCUAAAUGGACGGACGGUGAGAUCGGGCAUCAGUAUUUUGUUGAUCUCAUGCUGGGCCAUGUCAUACUCAACGCCCUCUGCGCAAGAUAGACAUCAGUAGUAUACUGUAUACUCUAUUGUAUACAUACGAUAUGGCAAAGGUAGGUCAGGUAGAACCUGUCAUACGAGGAGGCGAGUCAACUCGGAAGUGGAUUCGGAGCCGGGCCGAGUGGACUCCGAUGGCUGGACAGAACUAUAGAAGGGAGAGUGGAGAAUGGAGCUAUGGCCGAAUGAAGAGGUGGGGCCGGGGGCACAUGGGAGAGGGAAGCAAGCAGUGGGGUUGGAGCCCCUUAAGUCUCAAUUAUUCCAUGAGGGAUCUGUCGGUAACCAUGACCAUAUGUGACCACUGGAUUUUGCAUUCAGAUAUUUUCAGACAUUCUUUUUUUUCACUAUUUUUGUUCUUUUAUUAGUAUAUUUUUAUGUAUAAUGUUUUUAUAUUGGGAUAGAGUUUUCUGCCCGAGAGCUUCCCUCGGCUAUAAGACAUAGAGGCAUGAAGUGAUCAUCAGAAGGGCAAGCAUUGGGGAGCUCUCGAACGAAAUGCAUCUAUCUUUUUUUUUAUUUUACUAGCAUAAUUGAAAAAUCAGGUUUUGAUGAA